Coffea arabica (coffee) is the source of this 1667-nucleotide messenger RNA. The record is from RefSeq and is a predicted model, not a curated record. Lineage: Eukaryota; Viridiplantae; Streptophyta; Magnoliopsida; Gentianales; Rubiaceae.
ACAUCCCAAUCUAAAGAACCAACAAAGCCUUAGGAUUCCCAACCAUUCAAUCAUCCAUGGAGGGAACAAUGAGUGAAUCUAGUGCUCCUAGAUUUAGAGUUUUGAUGUUCCCAUGGCUAGCUCAUGGCCACAUCUCUCCCUACUUAGAGCUAUCCAAGAGACUCUCCGAAAACAACUUCCACAUAUGCUUUUGUUCUACAGAGAUCAACCUGAAUUUCAUCAAGAAAAGUAAAACCUUUGAUGAGAUUUCAUCAAUAGAACUAGUACAACUUGAUUUGCCAGAUCUGCCUGAACUCCCUCCCCAGCAUCACACCACAAGAAACCUCCCACUCCAUCUCAAAUCAACCCUCGAGCGUGCAUUUUAUAUGGGAAAAGCAAACUUCCAAAACAUCCUGAGCACUUUGAAACCCGAUUUGCUAAUCUAUGAUGCUCCCCAGUCAUGGAUAUCGGAGCUGGCAGCACUGAAUCAUAUCCCUUCUGUUCUUUUCAUAAUAGUUGCUGCAGUAAACUUGUCUUUUUUUUAUCAUGCCGUUAACUGUGGAAUCGAUGGUACUAAUGAGGCUUACCCUUUUCCAGCAAUUUAUUACAGGGAUUAUGAAACGAAGAAAAUGAUAGCUAUGUCCCAGGAAUCCAAAGAAAGUUUACCCGAAGAUGCUGCUUUUUCUCCCAAGUGUUUUGAACUAUCUUCUUUUGUUUUGGUGAAAAGCUGGAGGGAAAUUGAGGGGAAAUAUAUAGAUCACUUUUCUUUCUCCUGUGGCAAGAAGGUGUUAGCUUUAAAUCUUCUUAAUGUUCAAGAUGAUGAUACCAAGGAGGAGGAGAAUAAUUCCCAUAUCAUGAAGUUUCUGAAUGGUAAAGAUGAAUCAUCAGUGAUUUAUCUUUCUUUUGGGAGCGAAUACUACUUGUCGAAGGAAGAAAGGGAAGAGAUAGCACAUGGGUUGGAGCUGAGCAAUGCUAACUUCAUAUGGGUACUUAGGUUUCCUGUGGGAGAUUCUAUUGCCCUAGAAGAAGCUUUACCCGAAGGGUUUCUGGAGAGGGUGAAAGAGAGAGGGAUAGUGGUGGAUGGAUGGGCACCACAGGCUAAAAUUCUUGAGCAUCCAAGUACUGGUGGUUUCUUGAGUCAUUGUGGAUGGGGUUCUGUGACAGAAAGCAUGUAUUUUGGGGUUCCAUUGUUAGCUUUGCCCAUGUUCUAUGACCAGUUUCUUCAAGCUAGACUUGCAGAAGAUAUUGGUGUCGGUAUUGAGAUUUUGAGAGGUGAAAACGGGCAGACAAAUAGGGAAGAGGUUGCUAAAGCCAUAAAAAUGGUUGCUUUGGAGAAUGAAGUGGGAGAAUUAUUGAGAGAAAAAGCUAGAGAGUUGAGUAACCAGAUGAGAGGAGGAGGAGAAGGAGUGUUGCAUGAAGCAAUAAAGAAGCUAAAGGAUUUAUGCAGCAAGAACAAGUAGCAGAACUGCUGAAUCUGAGAUGGAUAGAUAUGAUAGAAAAUGUUUGAGACAGAUAUUCAAUGAUUAACCUUCCAUAUGCUGAUAGUAUAAGCCAAGGAUUAUCAUUACAGCAUUUUUUUUCCCUAAAAACUCCGUACCGAUUGCUGUGGAGCUAAACUGCAGUUGUAAUAUGUAUUCAUUUCGAUUGAUGCCAUCGGCGUUACUGAUACAGGUUGUUACAGUGUGAAA